GUUCUAGUUAUGCUAUCGACAUCAAGCUCCAUGGAGAUGGUUGGCGAUCCGACACCAUAUGACAAGCCAUGCCAGUGAAUUCCGGCUCCGAUAGUCAGGGCCCUCCGGCCACUGGACGCCUAUCGCCCGAUGACCCUCUGCAAAGCGACAAUGAAGAUUCCGGCGCUGAUCCUGUUUCAAAUCACCAGAGGGACAACGAUCUCUUUGCGACUGACCCAUUGGCGGAGGAGCCACAGCAGCCAAUUACUUUCAAGCCACGACACAAGCGCCCUUCGCGUUUCAGUCUGUCCAAUCUCUUCUCCUCAGACAGCACGCCUGGUUCUUUCUUGAGAAACGCUCGCUCAGGAUCGCAGCAGCAGCCAGAUGCGGAAAGAUCAAAUACAUUUCCGACACGAAAUCAAGAACCCGGACCCGGGGGCGUAGAUGGGACCAAAGAUGGUGGACCGCUGGAUUGGUACGUUGAAGGACCAGGGCGAAGAGUAGGAUACGAUGAUCUCACGGCGAUCGACUGGAUCUUCGAGUAUACGAAGGAAAGACAGAGGAAAAGACUUCUUUAUUCCAGGGGACAAGGGUUCCUGGGACAUCUACUGCGGUUGUUGGAUGAGAGCCAUAUAUGGCUGGUGUUGGUCGCGACAGGAAUAGCGGUUGGUAUCAUCGCAGCAGCAAUUGACAUUGUCAGUGAUUGGUUAGGGGACCUAAAAACAGGCUACUGCAAAGCGGGUUCAGGUGGUGGAAAGUUCUAUCUUAACAAAAGCUUCUGUUGCUGGGGUCAUGAAGAUUUGUCCGAGUGUCAGGAUUGGACACCUUGGAGGGAUGCCUUCAAAAUAAAAUCUGUGGGAGGUGGAUAUGUCGUCGAGUACAUUUUCUAUGUCCUCUAUUCCGUUCUUUUCGCCUCGUGCGCAAGUAUCUUGGUCAGGACAUAUGCCACAUACGCGAAGCAUAGUGGAAUACCCGAGAUCAAAACUGUUCUCGGCGGAUUCGUCAUUCAGGGCUUCAUGGGAGGUUGGACUCUGCUCAUAAAAUCUUUGGGGCUGUGCCUUUCUGUAGCAUCCGGUUUGUGGCUAGGGAAGGAAGGUCCCCUCGUCCACGUUGCUUGCUGCUGUGCAAACCUGAUAAUGAAGCCCUUUGAGAGCCUCAACAGGAACGAAGCAAGGAAACGCGAAGUAUUAUCAGCAGCGGCCGCUGCUGGGAUUUCCGUCGCAUUUGGAGCCCCUAUCGGAGGCGUGCUCUUUAGCUUGGAGCAAUUAUCAUAUUACUUCCCAGACAAGACCAUGUGGCAGAGCUUUGUCUGCGCUAUGAUUGCAGCGGUCACUUUGCAGGCACUGAACCCAUUCCGCACUGGAAAGAUUGUGCUAUAUCAAGUUACUUAUACCAGAGGAUGGCACAGUUUCGAAAUUAUCCCAUUCAUUGCCCUUGGAAUUUUGGGUGGCUUAUAUGGGGGGCUCUUAAUCAAGCUUAAUAUGAAAAUUGCCCGAUGGCGAAAGUCGCGAGGGCUGUCACGUCCAAUACUCGAGGUGGCAUUAGUCGCCCUUGUCACUGCCAUCAUCAACUUUCCCGAUAUAUUCAUGAGGGCACAGAGCUCCGAACUUGUUUUCUCUCUGUUUGCCGAGUGCACAACAGUCUCAAACGACCUCUUUGGUUUGUGCAGGACGGAUACCAGCUCCUCCGUCAAAUUUAUUUGUCUACUCCUCAUUGCUGCGGUCUUAGGAUUUUUCCUCGCGUCCAUAACCUUCGGCUUGGAGAUUCCUGCUGGUAUAAUUCUCCCCUCUCUCGCUAUCGGCGCGCUAUAUGGACGUGCUCUGGGAAUAGCCGUCAAAAUGUGGCAGACUGCGUAUCCGAAAUUCUUCUUAUUCAGCAGCUGCGAGCCCGAUGUCCAGUGUGUCACGCCAGGGAUAUAUGCUAUCAUUGGCGCAGCGUCAGCCCUCGGUGGUGCGACCAGAAUGACGGCGUCGAUAGUUGUGAUCAUGUUUGAAUUGACGGGUGCGUUAACAUACGUAAUCCCAAUUAUGGUGGCUGUCAUGCUAUCCAAGUGGUGCGGCGACACGUUCGGCAAACGGGGCAUAUAUGAAGCAUGGAUCCAACUGAACGAAUAUCCGUUCCUCGAUCAUAAGGAUGACAGACCUACCCCAGAUGUUCCCGUUCGUAAGAUCAUGACAAGUGUCGAUGAUAUCACAGCCAUAACCGCCCUUGGACAUACUAUCGAAUCCCUUCGGAACCUGCUUGCCACGACUCCAUAUCGCGGAUACCCCGUAGUAUCCGAUGCGUCGAACCCUAUCUUGCUCGGCUAUAUUUCGCGGACCGAGCUGUCAUAUGCCUUGAACUCAUCCACAUUAUCUUCCAAUCGAAAUCUACCCCCGGAAACCCAGUGCUUCUUUGUCCACCAACCGUUUGCCGAUCCGCUGGAAACUCUUGACCUUAGGCCAUGGAUGGAUCAAACCCCAAUGACGCUAAACAGCCAUACUAGUUUCCUAAUCGUCCUCAAUAUGUUCCAGAGACUCGGCUUGCGUUAUGUCCUAUUCGUGGACCGGGGGAUUCUCCAAGGCUUGCUGACCAAGAAGGACGUUUGGUUUGUCCUCAACGGGGUUGAGACUCGUCAAGAAAAAGGACUAGGAGAUGGUGACUUCAGAGAAGCCGAGGCGGGAGAAGAGGAGGGCCUGUUAGCAGCCAGCGACGAUGGCAACAGUGUUGUCAGCGCCUUAGAGAGACGUCAGUUUCUGUAGAUCUCGUGUUUGCAGAUCGUUGGCGCAAUUUCUGGUAUAUUUUUCUUUUUAGCGAUCAUGUUUGGCUUAUGAGCUCCUUUGUGAUGAAAUGACAUUCUACGUCAGCAUAAGACAUGCUGUCUAGAUCUUCUGUGAUACCACAAAAUACUAAAGUG
This is a messenger RNA of Paecilomyces variotii, 2875 nucleotides long. RefSeq names its product putative voltage-gated chloride channel. Gene Ontology annotation, cellular component: membrane; Golgi apparatus; early endosome. Gene Ontology annotation, biological process: chloride transport; transmembrane transport. The transcript has 7 exons. Gene Ontology annotation, molecular function: voltage-gated chloride channel activity. The record is from RefSeq and is a predicted model, not a curated record. Bases 69 to 2720 code for a protein of 883 amino acids. Lineage: Eukaryota; Fungi; Ascomycota; Eurotiomycetes; Eurotiales; Thermoascaceae.